Messenger RNA from Syngnathus acus (greater pipefish), 2447 nucleotides. RefSeq names its product ubiquitin specific peptidase 30 (gene usp30). Lineage: Eukaryota; Metazoa; Chordata; Actinopteri; Syngnathiformes; Syngnathidae. The record is from RefSeq and is a predicted model, not a curated record. The transcript is spliced from 14 exons. Gene Ontology annotation, biological process: protein deubiquitination. Gene Ontology annotation, molecular function: cysteine-type endopeptidase activity; cysteine-type deubiquitinase activity. Gene Ontology annotation, cellular component: nucleus; cytosol. The coding region runs from base 189 to 1652 and encodes 487 amino acids.
ACCGCCAUGCGUCGCGCUCAGCUGACAAACAAGACAGACAAGCAAGCGACCGGUUUAAUGCCCUUGUUACUAAUCCUUAGCGAAGAAACACCUACCAGUGCAAUGUAUCAGAAAUCUGUUAAUAUUGGACUUCUGUGAAUUUAAGACUGCACAUCACGGAAAGAUAAACUCGGUGUUACUGAAACAAGAUGCUCAAAAACUGGGGUGUCAUUGGUGGUGUUGCAGCAGCCAUUGCAGCUGGUGUCUACGUUUUGUGGGGCCCAAUCACAGAGCGAAAAAAGAGAAAGAGAGGCAUGGUUCCUGGUCUGUUGAACUUGGGCAACACUUGCUUCCUGAACUCUUUGCUUCAAGGUCUGGCAGCAUGCCCGUCGUUCAUCCGGUGGCUGGAAAGGUUUUCCAACUCACCCGCCAUCCAGUCGCACAAAGAAAACAAAUUGUCCACAACACUUCUCCAGCUUCUCAAAGCUCUGUCUAAUAAUGAGCCUGGAGAUGAAGAUGUGCUGGAUGCAGGAUCCUUGCUGGAUGUUCUCAGACUGUACCGGUGGCACAUCAGUUCAUUUGAAGAGCAGGAUGCCCAUGAACUCUUUCAUGUUCUAACAUCAUCUCUCGAAGAGGAGAGGGACCACCAGCCGAAAGUAACUCCAUUGUUUGAUAUGCAGUCUCUUGAGAGUCUUCCCAAUCAAGAUGAGAGAACAAAGACUUGCAGAAGUCGAGCCCCUCUGCACCCAAUUCCAAACCCUUGGAAGUUCCAGCAUCCUUUCCAUGGCCGUUUAACGAGUAACAUGUUGUGCAAGCGCUGUGAGCAUCAGAGUCCGGUGCGAUAUGAUUCCUUUGAAAGCCUUUCAUUAUCAAUCCCUUUGCCUCAGUGGGGUCGACCGGUCUCUCUGGAUCAGUGUCUACAGCAUUUCAUCUCCUCCGAGACUAUCAAGGAAGUGGAGUGUGAAAAUUGCACCCAGCUUCAAUGUGGGACCAGAAUUAAUGGACAGCUUCUGGAAAGUCAGCGGACAACGUUUGUAAAGCAGCUUAAAUUGGGAAAGCUGCCCCAGUGCCUUUGCAUCCAUCUGCAAAGACUCACAUGGUCCAGCGAAGGAACCCCAAUUAAACGACAAGAGCACGUUCAGUUCACGGAGUAUCUAUGUAUGGACCGCUACAAACACAAUGCCUCCAUACAGACGAGUUUGCGCGCUAAAUGUGCAAGGAAGCACCAAAAGGGAGGAAAUUCCAGCAAGAAUGCGGAAAGGCCUACUGCGAAUGGCACAGACGCAGAGCAUCAUAACAACAACAAACCCUUUGCAAAUGGAAACUGUUCAUCUGUCUGUUUACAUUCUACUUGCGGGACCACUCAGCUCGGCCUUACAUAUGACUACCGAUCCAACGAGUACCUUUUCCAACUCACGGCUGUGCUGGUUCACCAUGGUGACAUGCACUCAGGGCAUUUUGUAACAUACCGACGCAGCCCUUCCCCGCCUUGCAGUUCCUCGCCGUAUACCUCUCAGUGGCUCUGGGUGUCCGACGACUCGGUUCGCAAAGCCAGCCUGCACGAGGCGCUCUCCUCCAACGCCUAUAUGCUCUUCUACGAGAGAGUCCAGAAGCAGAGCGCCCCGUCGCAUUCGCAGGACACGGUUGAUGGAGUUGACAAGAGCAUCAUUUGACUGUAGGGUAUUUUGUGUGUGUGUGCGCGGAUCACGCAACAACUUGCCGUCAUGGGAUGUUGCUGCUUUAUCCAAAGUGGGAGAUUCCAGUUCCAAAGACUGUGGACAUGACUUCAAGUAUUUGGUUUGUAAAGGAAACUAACUGGGAAAUGUGAUAGUACAGUACAUUCCUGGUUCGAAUUUGAAUACGUUCAUGUAUGACAAAUUUACUCUUGAUGUUUUAAGAACUCAAUUUGAAUGAAGGUUGGAACUCGAUCAGAAUUUGAUGAUUCUGACUCCAUGACUCUAAUGGAAAUCAUUCCCGGUGAUUUUGCAAUGUAUGUAGACAUCUUGUGUAAAUUAUGCGUAGUUAUUUGGAUCUGUUUGUUAUUGUCGUAAAUAAUGACUAUUUUCAUACUAUAGCUGCGCAUUUGAAGUUAAAGUGCCAUGUUGUGUGAAAUUUUUAAUAUGAAGCCAUAUGUGUGUGUGACAAUUGUUUUACUCUGUAAAUAUUUGAAGGAUUAUUUGGUGGCCAAAUUCAACUUUGUCACAAGAGGAGCUGUAACAGAUAAGUCCAAAUAGUGGCUUCUCUUCAAGUUAUCCUCAAUAUUUUUUUAACCCUAUUACUUGUAACUGCCACUUUCCUUCCAAACCAGUUGAGAAGCAAGGAUGUGGAGCAGAUGCCUAUUGUUAAUAUUUACAAUUUGCACUUUAGUACAAUAUAUUUGUGUGAAAUGUUUGUGUGCAAUCUCUAAAACUGUUUUCUGAUAUUAAAAAAAAAAAAGAAUAAAGUAAAUGUUGUAGUUUUAUGUGCAA